GGCAAUUGUUACCCUAAGUUAAUAAGGAUGUUUGAACAGCAAUUGAAAUAUUCGUACACCAAACCACCAACCCAGGUAAAAUCCUGUGCAGCAGCUCAAAAUUCGAGCUAUGGAAAGUGCCGUAAGGAUUUUUCCCACUUAACUGGGCAGCGCAACGUUUUUGCAUCCAAAAUCCAGCCGAUACAGCCGGCCAACAAAUUGGACAAAACUCAACAAAUAUACCAAAUCCGUGGUCCACCCUACAUAAGCCAUUUCGCAGAAAUUGCAGAGCUAUCAUCUGUAAAGGAGUGGUCGUCGCUAUCAACCCUAUUAGGCGCCAACCAAUUUUCUCGAAUGAUGAAUGAUCUCAUCCCGAUCGGGGGCCUGACCCACCACCGGACUACGCCCAUGAAACUGAGCAGCAACCAAGCUCACUGCCUUUCACUAGAAGGUCUACAGAAAAUUCCUGAGAACGUCCCUCAAUUGCAGCGGUACGUCGAUCACCGACGAACUAAGGAAGCACUGUCCGAGGAAGCCCAUUUUAUGAGAAUCACAUAACCUUCAUAACGAAGUACCCUCCCUGAUACUGAGUCAGAAGAUAUCUCCGUACAAAUAGCUGCCGAAAAGCUUAGCGAUCAUUGCAGUUACAUC
Uranotaenia lowii is the source of this 630-nucleotide messenger RNA. RefSeq lists its product as uncharacterized. Lineage: Eukaryota; Metazoa; Arthropoda; Insecta; Diptera; Culicidae. The transcript is spliced from 2 exons. The coding region runs from base 28 to 537 and encodes 169 amino acids. The record is from RefSeq and is a predicted model, not a curated record.